Musca vetustissima is the source of this 2226-nucleotide messenger RNA. RefSeq names its product P protein-like. Gene Ontology annotation, biological process: transmembrane transport. Gene Ontology annotation, cellular component: membrane. The transcript is spliced from 2 exons. Lineage: Eukaryota; Metazoa; Arthropoda; Insecta; Diptera; Muscidae. The record is from RefSeq and is a predicted model, not a curated record. The coding region runs from base 1 to 2226 and encodes 741 amino acids.
AUGCCUCAAUCAAGUUCUUCGGUAUCAAGCCUGGAGAACCGCAACGAAGAAAUAGUAAUUCGUCAAAUUUUCUAUCAUUCUCCCGAAGGCCAAGCCAUAUCCGAUGAAGAUAUUUUCCGAGAAGAAAAUUUACAACACAACAUCAGUCGUCAUGAAAUGCGUAUUGGUGGUGGGGCAGAGCUAAGUGAGACCUCGGAAGAACAUCUUUCGUUGAAUGAAGAACCCGAAGAGGAACCAUAUCGUCUAAAACCCAUAUCACCUUUGCAAAAAAAUUUAAGGACCUUUAUACGUUAUCUCACACAAUUGCUGCUGAUAAUUUGUUGGCUGGUGUUUACCUAUUAUUUGAUGAACUAUCCGGAACGGGAGAGGGAAAUGGUGUUAUUAAGUGUGCCUGCGAAGGAGGGGGUGAUAUAUGAAUUGCCCAAGGAUUUAAAGGGUUUCGGAUUGGUGGUGAAUUUGCGAGGACCUUUUGCGAGGGAGAGCUUUAGAGAAAAUGCUUUGCAAUUUGCGGAUCAUCAGAAGCCCUUCUUGAGUUUACUGUUACAGGAAACCAUGACUGAUUUGAAUCCCCUCAAAAAUAUAUCCCAAGUGUAUAAUUUGCUGAUCAAGGAAAAUUCCUUGGAUAUAAAAGAAAUGGAAAAAGUGUUGGAUUUCUAUGGCAGCACCAGAAAAUAUCAGCUCUUAUUCUUUAGCAAUUCCUUAGAAAUAAUUGCCCUGGAAUUAUUUGCAGCCCCUGUGUACGCUCCCAAAACCUCAAUCAUCAUCUGGGGACUUAUACUUUUUGCUAUAAUUUAUUUUGUAAUGACCUCGGAUUUAUUACACCACACCUUUGCUGCCAUUAUCUGCAGUUCCCUGGCCACUGGCAUUGUGGCUGCCGUCCAUAUCCGACCCUCUCUGGAAGAGGUAUUCCAUAGCAUUGAAUUCGAUGUGAUCAUGGCAUUUUUUGGCAUCUCUCUUAUCAUGGAAAUUUUGGCUGAGACGGGACUGCAAGACUAUCUAGCGGCCUGGAGUUAUGAAAUGGCCAAUGGUCACAUAUGGCCUUUGCUGAAUGUUUUAUUUCUCACCUCUAUGGGACUGGCUCUCAUAUUCGAUGACCUCAGUUUGAUUUUGUUUCUCACACCCAUUUGCCUACGGCUUUGUGAAAUAAUGCAUUUAAAUUGUGCGCCGGUACUAAGCUGUCUUAUCAUUGCCAUUAAUUUAGGUUGCUCCCUAACGCCAUCGAGUUCCAUUACGAAUUAUCUCAUCUAUCACCACCAAGACCUAGACCCGAAAAUCUCCUCAUCUGGAUCCUUUAUGCUACACAUGUUACCCGCUUCAUUGCUAACCUUGCUGCAAUCCUACAUCCAUCUACGUCUGCAAUUUCUCAACUCCGCCCAAAUUGGCACCAAAGAACCCCUGCAGGUUGAGAGAUUAAAACGUCUGACUCGUGUGUGGCGUAAAGUUUCCGAUCGUAUGGGUGCCUAUUCGCUGGAUGAACGUUCGGCCAAAGAUACUGUGGAUACACGCAUUAGGAGUUUAAGAAAACGUCUGAAGCGUUUGGGCAGAAUGCCGGAGCCACCCUCGGGUUUCAAAGAGAAAGUUUUGAAGUUACGGCAAAAUUUCCACAUCAAGAAGCUGCCACUUCUCACAGCCUGCCUUGCAGCUAUUUUUGUGCGGUUUUUCUUCACAAUUUUGAAUGGAAGUUUUAAUUCGAUUGCAAUAUCUCUGGGCUGGGUAUCGAUCUUGGCAGCUCUGUUAUGCUUCAGCCUCUGCAAUUAUGAGGACUUGGAAGGAGUUUUGGGACGCAUUGAUUGGGCCUCGAUGCUGUUUAUUUCCGCCCUAUUUAUUAUUAUAAAUAUGCUGGGGAAACUGGGCCUGCCCGAAGCCAUUGGUUUAAUGAUGGAACAAACAUUAGAGGGUUUGGAAAACAAAUAUCGCCUAACAGUUGCAAUUUUAUCCAUACUCGGAAUCUCCUCCGGUCUCAGCCUUUUUCUAAGCAAUGUGAGUCUGAUCAAUAUACUGCUACCUAUCAUUGCAACCUUAGCCAGGAAUGAGCAACUGAAUUUACCUCUAAUGCCUUUGGUGUGGUCUUUGGCAUUGGGUUGCAGCUUGGGCGCCAAUGCUAGCCUUGUGUCGGGCGUAGUUAAUAUUGCCUGUGCCGGAGUUGCCUCUAAGCACGGCUAUUCUAUAACGGAAUGGUUGCGUAUGCAUAUGAUCAAUGAUUAUACGCCCUCGAAUGUAGUGUGA